Phoenix dactylifera (date palm) is the source of this 695-nucleotide messenger RNA. Its product is annotated as spindle/kinetochore-associated protein. The record is from RefSeq and is a predicted model, not a curated record. NCBI's taxonomy places the organism in Eukaryota, Viridiplantae, Streptophyta, Magnoliopsida, Arecales, Arecaceae. Gene Ontology annotation, biological process: cell division; chromosome segregation; mitotic cell cycle. Gene Ontology annotation, cellular component: spindle microtubule; outer kinetochore. Gene Ontology annotation, molecular function: microtubule binding.
AGGAGGGAAAACAAGAGAAGGAGGGGGGAGGAGAGAGAGAGUGAGAGAGAUGGGGGAGCGGCGCCACCAAGCGGUGGACGAGGUGUUGAAGGUGUUGAGCAAAGCGAGCCGCGACCUCGCCGUCGUCCAGCGCCACCUCGACCUCGAAUUCCAGCGAUCCUAUCCCGACCACGCGAACCCUUGCAAGAUUGUCGCUCGGAUCAAGAAGAUCCAGGGGGAGCUGGUCUCGCUCAAGGAGCUGUGCCGUGAGCUCCUCGCGGAAAAACAGGAUCUUAUAGACAAAGCGAGGACAACUUUGGUUGGGCAGAGGAGUUCAUUGCAGCGCUUGCUUGCAUCUUCUGGUCUGCCACUUUUAACUGAAUCCGACGACAUUGCAUACACAAAUUUAAAUCAGGUUAUUGAUGAGUGGACAGCUCAAGUGAGAGGAAAGACAGGAGAUGAGAAAAACACUGAUGAGGAUAUUAAUCAGAUGCUGUUCUCAGCAAUUGUUCAGAACAGCUGAGGUCACAAGCAAAAUGCAGCCAGUUGGAAGCAAGUUGUUAAAUUGUCGCCAGCAUUGAGUGAAUCUGCGUGAAAUGUGUAUGGAUUUGGAUUCGCAUUUUAAAAUGGUUUGAUUUUCAGUUCAUUUUAAAUUAUUAUCUAUGAUGAUACUGUCCAAUAGUGGAAUUGGCAAAUAUUGAGCCAUCCUUGCAUCC